This is a messenger RNA of Hirundo rustica (Barn swallow), 1748 nucleotides long. Its product is annotated as glioma pathogenesis-related protein 1-like. The coding region runs from base 147 to 944 and encodes 265 amino acids. Gene Ontology annotation, cellular component: extracellular region. Lineage: Eukaryota; Metazoa; Chordata; Aves; Passeriformes; Hirundinidae. The record is from RefSeq and is a predicted model, not a curated record. The transcript has 6 exons.
UGAGGGGCUCUACAAAGGAACCGGGGAACGGAGGGAGCCCGGCGGGUUUCAGCACCACAGCUCCGGACCGUGGGUGUUCCCCGGCAUGCCCCUAGAGCCGCUGUGGUGACUCUGCUUGCAGCAUCUCUCUUCUUCUCCCUUUCCCGAUGGCACGCAGAUUUUCUACUUGUGUGCUGGCUUUACUACUCUUUUGUUAUUCCUCUGAUUCUUAUAAACCGUCAACCUUGCCUGAUCCUCGAGAUCCAAAGUUUAUUGAAGAAUGUGUGCAAACCCAUAACUUGCUUCGGUCGAAAGUGGAUCCACCAGCCAGCAACAUGCUUUACAUGAGUUGGGAUCCAGAUUUGGCAAAGACCGCCAAAGCUUGGGCACAGAAAUGCGUAUUUAAACAUAAUAUCUACCUCAAAGAGAAAGGGAAAACUCACCCCAGAUUUAAAUAUGUUGGAGAAAACAUCUGGACGGGCUCAAUUUCUGUCUUUACCGUGAAAGCAGCCUUAGCCUCUUGGUACCACGAGGUUGAAUACUACACUUACAACACCAAUGGGUGCAGUAAAGUAUGUGGCCACUAUACGCAGGUAGUUUGGGCUACAAGCUACAAGGUUGGUUGUGCAGUCCACUUCUGUCCCAAGGUGACAUACACUUCCAUACUCAACGCAGCACACUUCGUCUGCAACUAUGGGCCACCGGGGAAUUACCCAGUGCGCCCAUACAAGACAGGAGGAGCAUGCAGCGAGUGUGGUGGUGAUCAGUGUGCCGGCCUGCUGUGCCGAAAUGCAGAGCGUGACAAAGUCAUCGAGGAUUCCAGGUGGCAUCCAGAGUGGGACAGACCUGCAUGUGAUGAGAUCUGCAUCUCCAUUAUUGCUUUAAGAUCACUACUCUUUAUACUGGCAUGUGUGGCCACGUGGCUCUUACCGAAAUAUCGGUCUAUAGUACCUGCCAGUGAGUAACACAAAUGUAGAAGACCACAAGAGCACUUGGCUCAAUUCACCUCUUCCAUCCACAUAAGUUACAGGCAACACAAACAUUGGUAAAGACAUUGUUUGCAUCAACAGGUGAUUUAGAAGUACAGAAAUAACAUCUUCAUUGCAGGUUGUAGUUACAAGCACUGAUAAGCAGAUUUUUCAUUGCUCAGAAUCAGUUAAAAGUUAAAAUAAAUUUAGAUGUUAAGAUUGUUUUAAAAGUUAAAAUAUUUUUAAAGUGCAGCAGUGUGCAUGUGAUUUGGUGGGAACAGGAGCACAUUGUCCAGGCAGCAUACUAAGGUGCAGGCAGGUGCCCAACACACUUUAGGAAGGACUGGAGAGUGUCCAGCCCAGGAGCCAGGCCCCAGCCAAGACACAGGCAGAGCAUGCACCUGUCCCAUUCCGAUUGCACUCUUACCUUGGGCGCUCCUACAGCAAGAUGCAGAGUGGCCUAUAUAAUUUAAAAUUUUUUAAAGGAAUUUUUGGAUCCCUGUGAGCUCUGGCAUUUGCAUCCUGUGGCACCACUUCCCAGUCUCACAGAGUAUUUGUCAUUGAUACUUCACUUUGCUUAGAAUUUGUUAUUAAACUCAUGGCAUCUGUGCCUAAACAGUUUCACCUGUGUUUACAUGAUUAUGUAUCACUGCACUCUUUCCUGUUGUGGUGUUUUUUAGUUGUUUGUUUGUUUUUGUUUUUGGUGUGUGUUUGUUUGUUUGUCUGGUUUUGGUUGGGGUUUUUUUAUUUUGAGCAUAGGGGUUUUACUGCUGUUUCAAACAAUAAACUGUUAAAUUGUUA